Molecule: messenger RNA, 1062 nt
Organism: Plasmopara halstedii
Lineage: Eukaryota; Oomycota; Peronosporomycetes; Peronosporales; Peronosporaceae
Exons: 1
Coding region: 1-1062 (353 amino acids)
Cellular component (GO): membrane
Source: RefSeq, a predicted model, not a curated record
AUGGAGGAACGAGACGGUGGAAGUGGCAUGACUUAUAUCGGAGGACUGGGCAAUGUGGCUAAAGUGUUGUUAUUGCUACUUAACAUGACAUUUAUGGUGGCUGGGUGCUUGUUGGUGUAUUUUAGCCACCGCGUCGAGACCUCGGGAUGGCUAGAAGUUUUUCAGGGAGACUAUGCAUGGAUAGGCUCGUCCACACUCAUCUUUAUGCUCAUUUUGGGUGCUGUGGUCAUUGCGCUUGCGGCACUUGGCUGUUUUGGCGCGCUACUUCAGCAAAAGCUGCUAUUGACUAUCUAUGCUAUUGUUUUGCUUCUCACGGCUAUUCUCUUCGUUGUGGUGGCCGUGGGUGCUUAUAUGGCCAAUUCAAAGGCCGACGACUGGGGAUCGAAGAAUUUUCCUGCCACUGAUAACGAGGCAUCAAUUGGAACAAAUUUCAAUGAGCUCUAUUGCUACGCACAGAUACCUUACUACUGUGAGGAUGCAUCUGUUAACACGGUGCUUACAAUGUUUAAUAUUUCGCUGUCCGGGUACUUCACCGAUUCAACGACCAACUUUACCAGCGUGUGUGAUACAGUGACUCUUGAUGCUAUAAAUGCAACCUGUGCCGUGUGCGACUUGAUUUCUGAGUAUAGCAAGUAUACGGUGGUGCUCGACUGGAUUGAAUCUUCUUGUCCUCGUUCAAGCACUAAUCAGAUUUGGUGUGGCGGCUUUCUGCUUAAUGCUACGGGUGCAAACGACAUGUCUAGUAGUGCCCCAUUCAUGGAAUGUCGUAACGUAUUUUAUGACCUCGUGGAGAGGUGGACUAAUGUCGUCAUGGUUGCUAGCUUCGUUUGUAUUAUUGCAGCUGUUAUGGUACUUGCCAUGACGGUCUUGCUAUGGAGGAACGUUCGUGGUGCAAAGCACAAGACGAUGGGACCCUCACCGGCACCUUUGUAUCAGUAUGUUGACCAUACUCCUGGACUCUCUCAGCGUAGUGAAGCAAUGACCAGCCAGAAUUUUAGUAUGCGCUCUAAUGUACCCUACAAUCCAAACGCAGCUCGUCGAGGGUACAAUUCACCUUAUUAG